GGUGUCGGUGUCUCUUCAGCUAAAAAAGCAGAUAAAGCGGUCCCUCGGGGUCUCGCGCUGUGGCGUCUCACGUAGUGCAGUCUUCCUCGGUCCCGACGGAUCGCACGCGGUUGCAGUUGACUCUGAACCAUCAGCUAACGCACUUCUAGCGCAAAACACAAAACUGCACAGGGCUUCCAAGGUGGCUUUCCCAAAGAUGCUUUCCAAACUCGUCAUCCUCUCGUGCUUGGUGGCGGUGGCCAUCGCCGAGUCAAAGCUGAAAGUGGACGUCGUCAGCGUGCCGGAGGGCUGUACGACCAAAUCCAAGAGCGGCGACAUGCUGACGAUGCACUACACCGGAAAGCUGACCGAUGGAACGAAAUUCGAUUCAAGCUUUGACCGUGACCAGCCCUUCACCUUCCAGCUCGGUGCCGGCCAAGUAAUCAAAGGAUGGGACCAGGGUCUUACGGACAUGUGCGUCGGCGAGAAGCGUAUCCUGACGAUCCCACCAGAGCUCGGCUACGGAGACCGAGGAGCCGGUAAUGUCAUCCCCGGAGGCGCAACGCUGGUCUUCGAUGUCGAACUGAUCAACAUCGGUGACUCACCCCCGACCACCAACGUGUUCAAGGAGAUCGACGAGAACAAGGACAUGCAGUUGAGCCGCGAGGAAGUCAGCGAGUACCUGAAGAAGCAGAUGGUCGCCGCCGACGGUGGUCAGGAGUCGGAAGACAUCAAGAACAUGAUCGCCGAACACGACAAGCUCGUGGAGGAGAUCUUCCAGCACGAGGACAAGGACAAGAACGGCUACAUCUCGCACGACGAGUUCUCGGGGCCGAAACACGACGAGCUGUAAGGGCGGUGGCGGCCGGGCUGGUGCUGUUUCCGUUUUUGAGUAAUUUUAAACAUUAAUUUCUUACGUCGAUCAAAACGCCUCCACGGUACGGCGCUAUUUAACGUACGUUAGUUAGUACGACGAUAACGCGAUGCGCGGAUGUUCUCCGUUGGUUAUUUUUUUUUUAUUUUCGCGCGAGCGUUCGUAAUUCGUAAGCACCCCCCAUCACGUGUUUCGAGCGCGAAUGUGCGCCACAUUCAGCUGUUGUUAGUGGUUUGUUGAUUUUCGGAAGUUUGUUAGUUUGUUUUCCCUGGCUGGAGUUUCGUACGGGACACUUCAGUACGGGUUGGAAAAACUUAUUUAAGACGCACAAAAACGAUCAGUUUUUGGUUCACUCUCCGUCGAUCGAGCUCCCCGGAUGGAGCAGAUCCUUGGAUGGGGUUGACAAAAUGGACUUAAACGAAACGCACGUAUCAUCACCGUCGCACAGUACGCACAUUUCCCCGAUGGGGCAUUUGAGGCAUGCAUACGAGGUACACACACACACAAAAGCCCCAUGCGAAGCAAUCAUUUUCGAUGUUUUUGGUUCGGUCGUGUAAAUACAUUCACAUCACGCGGAUAGUACUGAGGGAGGCGAUCGUGUUUCAGUUUUAGAGGAAUAUGAUUAGGAAUACGAGCGGUAGCGAAACGUGUGACCACUCGCGCACUUAACGUAAUGUUUACGCGGAUACACAAACCACAUAUCACAUCAUCAACAAUAACGACAUCAAUGGUAACAACAACGGAAAAUAAACUGUUUGU
Molecule: messenger RNA, 1612 nt
Organism: Anopheles nili
Lineage: Eukaryota; Metazoa; Arthropoda; Insecta; Diptera; Culicidae
Gene: Fkbp14
Product: FK506-binding protein 2
Exons: 4
Coding region: 197-832 (211 amino acids)
Molecular function (GO): calcium ion binding; peptidyl-prolyl cis-trans isomerase activity
Source: RefSeq, a predicted model, not a curated record